CUCCCCUCCCCAAUCCCCCUCAACCAAGCCAACCAACCAACCAACAUAACAAAUAAAUACAUCCACCCCCCUUCUCCUGAUAUUAUAACUCAACAACAUCCUACCCAAAUAUGUCUACAAGCACAACAUUCCAAAUCCACUACUUCGCCUCCGCCUCCACCUACACAGGCAAACAAACCGAACGCCUCCCCGCCCCCUUACCGCUCCCUCAGCUCUUCGAUACCCUCGAGUCCAUGUACCCGGGGAUAAAAGAGAAGGUGUUGACCAGCUGUGGGGUUAGUCUGGGGGAUGAGUAUGUUGAUGUAGAGGCUGAUAUCCAGGUGGUGAUUCAGCCCGGGGAUGAAGUUGCGGUUAUUCCGCCGGUUAGUUCGGGGUGAUUUUACUUUCUAUAUGGUAUGUGUGUAAAGAACGGAGAGAGAGAGGGGGGUUGAGUUGUUUAGUGGGUUUGUUGUUUUUGGCUGAUUAUGGUUGGUAUAGGUACACAAUAGUGUGAAAUAGAAAAGGUACAUGCGCUGGAUGGGGGGAAGUCUGGAGUAUUAGGGUGGGUUUGCUUGGUUAUAUUUGAAUGGAAGGCAACAUAGGAAAGAGAAGGAAUGAAAGGGACAGAGUGGGAGGGG
Aspergillus welwitschiae is the source of this 617-nucleotide messenger RNA. RefSeq names its product MoaD/ThiS family protein. Gene Ontology annotation, cellular component: cytosol. Lineage: Eukaryota; Fungi; Ascomycota; Eurotiomycetes; Eurotiales; Aspergillaceae. The transcript has a single exon. The coding region runs from base 111 to 377 and encodes 88 amino acids. Gene Ontology annotation, biological process: Mo-molybdopterin cofactor biosynthetic process. The record is from RefSeq and is a predicted model, not a curated record.